This is a messenger RNA of Sinocyclocheilus grahami, 2205 nucleotides long. It is a transcript of the gene hyal2a, whose product is annotated as hyaluronidase 2a. NCBI's taxonomy places the organism in Eukaryota, Metazoa, Chordata, Actinopteri, Cypriniformes, Cyprinidae. The transcript is spliced from 3 exons. Gene Ontology annotation, cellular component: cytoplasmic vesicle. The coding region runs from base 30 to 1400 and encodes 456 amino acids. The record is from RefSeq and is a predicted model, not a curated record. Gene Ontology annotation, biological process: hyaluronan catabolic process; carbohydrate metabolic process. Gene Ontology annotation, molecular function: hyalurononglucosaminidase activity; hyaluronoglucuronidase activity.
GAAGGCCCGUGUUGUGAGUGACUGAAGUCAUGGCUUACUGGAUCCAGCUUCGUUGGAGAAUCUGGUUGUUGGUUCCACUGGCCCUGGAUCAUCUCGCACUUGCUGAAGAUCCAAAGCCCACCAGAUGGCCUCUUUACCCUCAGAAGCCUGUGGUUCUGGUCUGGAACGCCCCAACAGAAGACUGCAGUCCUCGGCACAAUGUCCACUUCCAGCUCGAUCAAUUUCAGAUCGUGGCCUCUCCGAAUGAAGGCUUCACCAAGCAGAACCUCACCAUAUUCUACAAACACUGCCUGGGCCUGUAUCCAUACUUUGAGGCCGGUGUGGCCGUGAAUGGUGGACUACCGCAGAUCUCCAGCCUCACGCACCACCUAGAGAAGAUGCCGGAGGGGAUCGCGAAGUACAUUCGCAACCCGUCGGUGCGAGGCCUGGCCGUGAUCGACUGGGAAGAAUGGCGUCCGAUUUGGAUACGGAAUUGGGAUGCCAAAGACAUUUACAAGAACCAGUUGCAGCGCUUAGUGGCCCAGAGAAACCCGAGCUGGACUUCAACCCAGAUAAACAAAGUAGCCCAGCAGGAGUUCGAGAUGUCCAGCCGUAAAUUCAUGCUAGAGACGUUACGGCUGGCCAAAAGCUUGCGUCCCAACCAGCUUUGGGGCUUCUACCUCUUUCCUGACUGCUACAACCACGACUACCACAACAGUCUGGAGAACUACACGGGACGCUGCCCGGAUGCGGAGGUGGCCAGGAACGACCAGCUGAAAUGGCUGUGGACUGAAAGCACGGCCCUGUUUCCAUCCGUAUAUAUGAGCUCUGGGUUGCGUUCGACAUCCUCCGGUCGCCAGUUUGUCCGAAACCGGGUGAAGGAGGGAAUGAGAUUGGCAUCGGUGGGAGAGGGACUGGCACGUCCUGUUUUUGUCUACAGCCGCCCUACUUAUGCCAAUGAGCUGGAACUGCUGACAGAGAUGGAUUUGGAGUCCACCAUCGGAGAAAGUGUGGCUCUGGGUGCAGCAGGUAUCGUUCUCUGGGGUGAUGCUGCUUAUGCCAGCAGCAAUGACACUUGUUCCAGUUUAAACCAGUACUUGCGGGGUCCACUGGGCCUUUACCUCCUCAACGUUUCCACGGCAGCUGAGCAUUGCAGUCGCUUCCUGUGCAGCUCCCACGGCCGAUGUCUGCGCAGACAUCCGGACACGGACACGUAUCUAUAUCUUGACCCACAGACACACACGAUAGUAGGCCAGGGGAGCGAACUGCGUGUGAAGGGAGAUCUGAGCGUGGAAGAGCAGCAGCGGAUGAGCGAAGACUUCCAGUGCCAGUGUUUUAGUGGGUAUCAGGGUGAGAGAUGUGACCUCGAGGACCCUCUUCAGCAGCGAGGAGAUGGACAUGCACUGCAUUUACUGACCUGAGCACACGCCAUAGACACUUUAACUCAUUUUCUGGCUUAUGAAAUGUUUGGCUGGUCAGUGCGCUCCAAAUGCUUUUGUGAAAAGGUCCUUCACCUUAAAAUUGAAAUUUAUAUGUAUAAACACAGGAAACUCAGAGUUCUUUGGAGUUUAAAUAAGCACUUUUGUUUGUUGUCACACAUUAUACUCUCACAACAUUUGAGCCAGAUGUAGGAUAUUGUGCAACAGGAAAAUCAAAUGAAAAUUUAUGACUAACGGACGAGUGGAUUCAUUCAGAAGUCACUGUUAAAACAAUUUGAACCGGUGGACAUUUGGUUUUAAGUGGCUUUGGUUUGAGUGUAGAUUUGAGAUGACACUAUAAAGAUGUUGGUUAUUGUAGUAGAAAAAUUCAUUAGUAUUUUUGUGCUUAUGAAACAUUACAUAGUGCAUGUGUUUUCUUAGAACUGCUGUGUAGUCACAGUGAGAGAUGGGUUUGGGGCCUAAGCUUAAGAUGUAUGGGUGACAAGAGGUCCACAGGGCCAUAUUGAGCUGAGAGGAGGACAACUGGCAGACUCAAAGGCAUCUGCCCAUGACCUAGGGGGUCAUCUAGGCCCUAAAUAUAGGGGGAACCAGUCUUUAGAAGAAUGAUAUAGUAUUGCGUUUUUGACUUUCUUUCCAUGUGUGGAAAAGUACAGCUGUUAAGAGUUUGUAACCUUGACUUGGAAAAGAGGUAUAAAGCGCAGGAUUGCCCUCCCUUCCUUGUCACACUCUGCAGCGACUUGUAUCCUGUACGAUGUUUGACCUUCUUUGCAAAGAAUAAAACCUUUAA